Messenger RNA from Anopheles marshallii, 4011 nucleotides. RefSeq names its product bromodomain adjacent to zinc finger domain protein 1A-like. Gene Ontology annotation, biological process: chromatin remodeling. Lineage: Eukaryota; Metazoa; Arthropoda; Insecta; Diptera; Culicidae. The coding region runs from base 1 to 4011 and encodes 1336 amino acids. The record is from RefSeq and is a predicted model, not a curated record. The transcript has a single exon.
AUGCCUUUGCUCAAGCGAAAAGUUCUGCAGAGAGUCGUCGAAUCGGUGAAUGAUAAUGAUGAAGUGUUUGUAUGCGAGAUAACGGGAGAACUUUUCAGGAACUAUGAUGAUUUCUUUAAUCGCACCAUGCUGUUGUCUUCCACCGUAUGGAGCUGUGCGAUGACUGGGCGCAGCAAUUUGACGUAUAGGGACGCCCUUGAAAGUGAAAGGUCUGCUAAACGUACUCUAAAAACAUUUCCUACCGCGCUGAAAGGCCCGAUAUUGCUCAUCGCUUCAAGUACCAAGCGUACGGCAAUACAAGAUUUGGCCAGUGAUGUCCACGGUUAUGCAAAGGAUGUGUUCUUUAAGGGUGAAACCGUGUACACCAAAACGGGUGAUCCGGAAACGAUACGCAAGGCCAAAAUUGUCCGGGUGGUAAUCAGUGGUUCGCCAAAUGAUCAUAUUCCGUCGCGCCUGAUCUACCACGUCGAGAGCUGUGAUGAGGGAGCUUCAGCAAACUAUUCCGUCCGCGGAGAAGCCAUAAUACGGGAGCGGAAUUCUUUGUCACGGGAAAAAUGUAAACUGUUUCUGAAGCAGCACGUUGAACUGGGAGCAUUUCAGAUGUUGUGCGUGAAGAAGGAAUCCUUGGAACAGUUUGUUACGUCUAAAGGUUGUACCGACGCUAAAGUAUUCUACGGACAGAAGCCGGACUUUAAAGUUUCUAAAAAAUUACAACUACAGGAAAAGUCCUCCCUGGCCGCUCAGAAAACCGCAAAACCCCCAAAGAUUGCGAACCAAAAACGUGCCAAAUUGAUAGACAAGGAGAACAACAAAAAACAACAUAGCAUUGAAAAUUACUUGACUCAAUUGCCUAAUGAUUCUGUUGCAAAAAAGGAAGAAAUCAUAGAAAAAAAGAAAAAACGCCUUGAAGAGCACGCUAAACAGAAGAUUUUGGCAAGGGAACAAAUGCAGAUAGAGAAGGAGCGGCUACUUCCACAGGUUGCGAUCGCGCUGAAAGAAUACAGCGCUAUAAAGGAAGAUUUGGAGCUUACAGACCACCGUGUUAUACCGCCAGCACGAGAGGUGCAAACGUUAAUUGGUGAAGAAUAUUUCCCUGACUUUCUUUUCAUACUAGAAUUUCUGAAUACGUUUGGCGAUUUACUAUCAAUCGAAACUAAAUUUCCAGAUGGUGUUACGAUGGAUCUGCUCCAGCAAGCCCUGAUUCUAAGAGAAUAUGAUGGCCCGCUCAGUGAUAUCCUUCAGGUGUUACUGAGUACAAUAUUUGCUGCCCUUAAGGUUCUGGAAACGUCUGAAGAAGCGAACCUAGAAUCAGGCACCAAAAAUGUGGCCAAUUGGUGCAGCAAACAUUUCUCUACUAAUCUUACGGAUCUACCGAUGGAUUCGACGACCGUUUCCGAAAUAUUGCGGUUACACAUUAGCGCUUAUAGUCAAUCAACCUAUUUUGGUGAUGCUUGUUCUAUCUUGAUCCGUGAUCAUCCAAGCAUAAUGCAAACGUUAGCAACACACAGUGUUUUCCAGUUAUCAACUAAAAGUGUAAUGCAUAUAAUCUGUGCACUUAUACACCAGUUGCUUAUGACUGAUGAAGUACUAAGUCGAGUGGAGAAGGUAGGAGAUGCUCGAAUCAAGUUGAAGAACAACCAUCAGGAACAGAGUCGUUUAACACACAAGACAAAGUCGUUAAAACAGGUUGCGCAGGACAGCAUGAACAAAACGUUAGCGUCAUAUGCGGGCCAGAUGUCGGAUAAUGAGUUAGACGAAUGCCGGAAGAAACUGGAGCAAAAUCUGAAUGACGAAUUGGCAGAAAUCGAAACGAACGCCUGUCGUAAAAUGAAGGUGUUGCAGGAUGAAUUCGAGACUCUCAAUCGAAGUUAUAAUUUAUACCAGGUGCACCUAGGAUCCGAUCGUGGCUUCCGCAAUUAUUGGCAGUUCCAAUCGAUACCAGGUUUAUUUGUGGAGCAUGAUAAAAAGUUCAUUGGAAGUUGCCUGGAACGCGUGACAAUGCAUAUUCCUGCUUUGGCACACUGUGAACUAAAGAAUAGAAAGAAGUAUAUUACCGAGUCGAUUCUACGAUGCGCUGGGAACAGUAAUGGCUUGUUAGAAAAAGAAGGGGAUAUUUAUGAAGAAUUGUUGUUCCGCGGGAUAAAUUUGCUGCAACAGAGCAAUGCACCAAAAAAAGAUGCAUUAUUACUUAACGAAGCAAAUCCUGCAGUAGACAAUAACGUUCCUGCCACACAUCCAACCAACCGUGAGUUAUUCAUGUGUACUGGUAAUGCAGAAAACUGUCCUGUUCAUCUUCCUGUCCAGAUAUCCAACCUUCAUACUAAAUGGGGCUUCUAUGCGACGCGACAAGAGUUGGAUGCGCUCAUCAAAAGCCUCAACCCAAGGGGUCGCCGCGAACAAUCCCUUCGUAAAGCGUUACUUUUACACCGUGAAAGCAUAGAAUCAAGGAUUGAGCGGUGCCCGAUAGAAAAAUUGUCCAUCCAAACUGACGAUCGUACAAAGAUGCAGGCCAGCACGUUUGAACCGCAACACAAGAAUCCAGAACCGGUUAUGCCACAAAGUGAGUUGCUCGAAACAAUGUUCCGAGAGAGUUUGCUCGAACUAGAAGGACGAAUUACUGCCGGAUGUUUGGGUGAGCUGAAGGUUAACAGUAUUGAAAAAUGGCGUAAGGCGAUAUUGAAUCGUUCGUACGAUUCGCAAAUCAAUGAAAAACUAGUGUGGGGUCAGAGCCGUCAGAACCAGAAGUCUUACGUAAAGAAACCAAAUGAAGAAUCAUCUAGUGAGGAAUCUGAGGAGGACUUGAACGAUAUGUUCGAAUUGUGUAAAACAGAUCAAAGUUAUGGUUUACCGGAAACUACUAAUAUUGAUGUAUCUACACAGAAUCAAGAUGCAUCAAAUGGUUCGCUGCAAAAUACAGUUCGUUCGAUGGCUUCAGCGUUGCUUCAAAUCGAGCAAAGCAUUGAUAUAAAGUUUUUCAGGCAUCCGUUUGGACCAAAAGGAAUUUGCAAGGACCCAAACAGGAUCCUACUCUUUCAAUUUGUAGGUCAGAAAAAGUUGCUCCGUUGGGAAGCUGGACUAAUGCGUGCCACUUCGUUCUCGCAGCUCUUUUUACAUUAUCACGUACUUUACGAUGGAAUACGAUGGUCCAGAUCUAUAGAGAGAGCAGUCUGCAUGGUUUGUAGAUUAAAAGGUAACGCCAGCGUAUCGCUUUUGUGCGACGAGUGUAAUCGGGUCUGUCACAUGUAUUGCCUUAAGCCGAAACUUAAGAAAAUUCCGGAGGGCGAUUGGUUUUGUAUGUUAUGCAGACCAAAGGAUCACGAAUCGAAGUACAGAGUAACGGGCCGAAUGCGAACAGCCGAAAUAAUCGAUUACAACGAAUCGAACACAAGUGAUCAGGAUUCGGAGAACACGGAUGAUAGUGAUGAUGAUGGAAGUAAAUCAAUCGACGAAGGAUCAGAAUCGGGAGUCGUCGUCAAACGUCGUCGAACGGCCUCGUCCUUGACAUCGUCAAGUGAGAAAGAAUAUGAAAGCGAUAAAGAUGAAGAAGAUGAUAUAUCAAUCAAAGAUCCUGAAGAAACAAAACUUAAAAUUGUAAUACACAAAAAGGCCGAAACAAAGAAGGAAAAUUCUUGGCGGAGUGCUACCCGUAAAGCUAACCAGGGAACAGGGACUGUACACGCCAAACGUGUCCAUCAGAUAGAAUCCAAGAAGGCAGAACGAACCAACAAAAGUACGCCACGGGAAAAUCUUAACCGUUCAAACGCUGGAAGACGGUCUCUGGACGCAAAAAAGAAGAAAGUAAAUACUUCGCACACCUCAAGUCGAACAGCUCGCAACCCGGAAAUAAGAACAGUAAAAAACCAAUCGCUACAACGACGUGCUCACCCCAAGCGUGCCCGGGAAACAGAAUCCAAGAAAGAUGAACAUGCCAAAAAAAGUAAACUUUCGGAAAACAUUAAUAGCCCCACCACUGGACGGCGGUCGCUGCGACUUUCGACGAAGGAAUCGUAA